CGUCCGUCCCACCGUUCCGCCAACAUGGAAUCUGCCAACCUCACCAAAGCGCACGAGCACGCCCGCAACGCUGCAACGGCCACCUAUGGAAACAGCAUCGCGACCGCGGGGCACGAACAUGAUUCUGCUGCUUCGGCCUUCAACGAGGCAACCCAAGACACGGCAAACUCGGAAGCGCUGCGCAUCCUCAGUCUCUUGGAGGACCACCACCGGAAACUUGCUGGAUUGAUAAAGGAACCCCCUCGCAAGAAAGACACCACGAAGCCUUCCGCCACCCAAUCCUCGGAUACUGCCGCUGCAUCUCAAGGCUCAAAAUCCGCGACAGUAGCCAGGGCUUCUUCGCCUUCGGCACCUUCCACCUCAUCCUCGACCCGCACGCCGUCCCGACGCAGGCUCCCCCAGUCAUCUAUUGCCACCAAUCUCGCCGAAAAGCGUGGCAUUCCGCGGCGAGGCACUCCAAGUGCCGCUCCAGUAUCAGUCACCAACGCCCUCGCAAGCCGCAAUGAAUCCGCCUCUACUCCGGUGCGGGACAUGCUCGAGCGUCAGAGUCGCAAGGCAGAAGCGGAGAAGCGCACCGGCAACACGGACAACGGUAGCAAGGAUGAGAAAGAGAAGGCAAGAGACUCAACCUCGAUCGCAUCUACAUCUACAGAAGACAACUUCAGACGCUUCUACUCGGCUUUCGGAGGCGUCAUCUCUGCCAUCAGCGCUCCGUUGGCCUUCACAUCUCUCCCACUCAGUCCUACGCCUCCCACGCCCGCGCUCGAACCUCCCCCCAAGAAAGAAGUUAAGCCUGCCCCGAAACCUCCAAGCAGGACACAAUCUCCAGAAGCUUCUCGCACCGUCAAAUCUUCCGAACCUGAUCUUGCCGCUCUGAUCAGCAAACCCGCCCUGCGCGCCUUGCAGGAGGCCAAUACCCCGCAUUUCGCAAAUAAUGAAUCCUUCUAUCUAGUUCCUACCUCUGGAGGCACCGUUUCGUAUGCCAACAUACUCCAGAACCCCAAUGCGCCCUUGCACCAUCACCACCACCCACACCAUGCAGCGCAGAAUCCUCAUCUGGACUCCAUCUCCGAAGGUGACAACGAGUCCGGUUCAGGCCUCAGAGGCUCGUCCCACGAAGAAUUCGUCGACGCUCACGAAACUGUCGGGCCCCCUUCCCCGACCACAUCCCGCAACAGGCCACGUUCAAAGGGCAAACCCUCCUCCUCCUCCACCACCACAAAUGUAGCCACAGCUCGCACGCUUGCAGCAGGCCGUGGAGCCGGCCAGAAGACGGUGGAAGAGUACGAAUUACAGAUCGAAACUCUACUUCAGACGGUCGACAAACAGUCUAAGCGCAUUGCCAUGUGGGAAACAACAUCACAGUCGUCGCACAUUGCCCUCGCCCAGUCUUUCCGUGCUCGCACAGCGAAUCCAAACCUCCCCAAUACCACGAGCGACCCGUCGGCUCUUGCUCAUGCCCUUGCUAUGGCAAACAACCACCAUCUCGCCCUCCCGUCCCCACCUAUUCAAUCAAACGCCAGCGUUCCGCCGCUCGUUUCCCAAACUGCUGCUACCCCCUCGUCCCCGACUACCCUGCACCACCAGCCCGAUCCAUCCUCGGAACUCGUCAAGCGCAUCGCCGAUCUUGAGACCCGCGUCGCGUCGCAAACCGCGACUAUCCUAGACCUGACGGCCGACAAGGAGCAGCUGACGCGCCAAAACGAGAAGAAUGCGCUUGUACUAGGGCGGUACAGGGAACAGUGGGAGAAGUUGAAAGCUGGGGCGAGGAAGAAGCAGAUGGAGCGCACAGAGAAGAGGGUCGCGGAGAUGAGCAAGGGAAAUGGCGAGACAUCAGUGGAGGUAGGAGGGAGUGCCGCGGUUGAUGGUGGGAAGGUGGGGGAUGGCAGUAUCAUGGCAGCCGAGAAUGUUGAGGAUGAUGUAGAUGGUGGAGAUGUGGAGGGGGAUGUCGGAGGAGUAUGA
Messenger RNA from Periconia digitata, 1962 nucleotides. The record is from the annotation of a GenBank genome assembly. Lineage: Eukaryota; Fungi; Ascomycota; Dothideomycetes; Pleosporales; Periconiaceae.